GAAACACCGAGGAGGCUGGAAGGCUACUGGGCAGCAAGAAUGUCCGUGUCAAUUGCUUGGAUGAGCAUGGCAUGACCCCUCUAAUGCAUGCAGCGUACAAAGGGAAAAUAGACAUGUGCAGGUUGCUCUUGCGACAUGGGGCUGAUGUUAACUGCAAUGAACAUGAGCAUGGAUAUACUGCCUUGAUGUUUGCUGGACUUUCAGGAAACAAAGAAAUCACCUGGAUGAUGUUAGAGGCUGGAGCAGAGACUGAUGUUGUCAACUCUGUGGGAAGGACAGCAGCUCAGAUGGCUGCUUUUGUGGGUCAACAUGACUGUGUGACUGUCAUCAACAACUUCUUUCCACGUGAAAGGCUGGACUACUAUACUAAACCACAAGGCUUAGAUAAAGAACCAAAACUGCCAGUAAAAUUAGCUGGACCUCUACAUAAAAUAAUUACUACUACUAACAUGCAUCCUGUUAAGAUUGUGUUGCUGGUAAAAGAGAACCCUCUAUUGGCCGAAGUAGAAGCACUGCAGAAAUGUUACCGGGUUCUGGAUCUAAUUUGUGAGAAAUGUAUGAAACAGAAAGAUAUGAAUGAAGUACUUGCUAUGAAAAUGCACUACAUCAGUUGCAUUUUCCAGAAAUGUAUUACGUUCUUAAAAGAGCGAGAGGAUAAAUUAGAUGGAUUUAUCAAAAGUCUCUUGAAAGGGAGAGAUAAAGAUGGUUUCCCUGUAUAUCAAGAGAAGCUAAUUCGAGAAAGUAUCCGAAAGUUUCCUUACUGUGAAGCUACUUUGCUCCAGCAGCUCGUGAGAAGUAUUGCUCCUGUUGAAAUAGGUUCUGAUCCUACAGCUUUUUCAGUUCUGACGCAAGCUAUUACUGGCCAAGUGGGUUUUGUGGAUGCUGAAUUCUGUACAACGUGUGGGGGAAAGGGAGCAGACAAAAGAUGUUCAGUAUGUAAAAUGGUGAUGUACUGCGACCAGAACUGCCAGAAAAUACACUGGUUUACCCACAAAAAAGUCUGCAAGACCCUGAAGGAAAUUCAUGAGAAACAAGAACUAGAAGCUGCCAAAGAAAAAAGGAAACAAGAAAAACAUCAAAAGAAAGUUGAAGUGCAACUAGCAGAGGGUAGUUCUACGAGUGAAGAACAGUCAGAUCCUGGUCCAGAUGCUACCAAAGAAGUGGAUCCAAAUCAUGCUACUGACCGAACGGAAGAACCUGACUUUACCAAAGAGACGGAGGCACUAGCCCCGCACCCUGAAAGUCCACUGGAAAGUGAGACUGGCUUAGCUGACAUUGCUCUUCAAAAAAUUCAAGAUUCUGAGGAGUAAGAAAAGGGUAGGAAGGGACUAAGAGUUCUGGCUACGUCCCUGGACCUCAAGGGUCCUAAAGAAUUUUUUAUGCUGACCAUGUCUGAGUUCUUACAGCAUGGCUUAUGCAAGACUCUCUGUGAAAGUCAGCAUGUCUCUGUUCAUCAUGAGAUGAAAUACUGGCUAAUUUGUCUGUACGUACUUCAGGUUCUGUUGUAGAUUGUCAAAAUAGGUAUUUAUUAUCUGAUAAAAACUAGAGUGGCCUAGAUCCAUCUGUAUGUAUAC
This is a messenger RNA of Pelecanus crispus (Dalmatian pelican), 1574 nucleotides long. The record is from RefSeq and is a predicted model, not a curated record. Lineage: Eukaryota; Metazoa; Chordata; Aves; Pelecaniformes; Pelecanidae.